UAUAUUAAUCUGCAUUUAUUUUCUUUAAAAUGUUCUUAAGUCCAUGAUGAUUAUGCGCAGGUUUUUAUUCUUUUUAUAAGAAAGACGUAUGAGCUGUGUGUCCAUGUCACAGCAGAGAGGACUUUGUUAGCAGGCAGGAAAAGGGCAACAUUUAGGAAAGCACAUAGGACGGUUUUAAAUUAAUGGUUUGCUUCUGAUUAAUGGUUUUUUGGUUACAGGCUUUCAUUUUUCACUGACAGAGUAAGAAAGAAAAGCAUUCCUCUGGUAGAGAGGAAAUAUCAGUCUGGGAUUUUUGAGAAUUGAUUGGUUCUAGUGUGCUGUAAGUGGGAGGAUUUUUUUUUUUUUUUGCUACAGGAAGUGAUUUGCUGUGUUCAGUCAGCCUUUUGUUGAGAAGGGUCUUCUCAGAUCUGUGAGUCAUGCUUUUGCUGCGAACGGGUAGGCAACUCUAAAAGAGCUGGGGAUCUCGACCAUCUACCGUUGCGUUUUCUCUGGACAUCGCAGGCGGAAGAGAUUGUCCUGGCACCUUUUUUCCUCCUUACAUGUAUGUUCUCCUUCAUGGGCUGCGUGUUUUCUCUUUUCUGAACCUGGAGUGUAGCUGUGGCUUUCCUUAACAACAACAACUGCGACCACCAUUACUGCAGCAGAAAUAUUACAUCGGACUGCUUGUUUUUGCUACAAGGCAUUUGCUAUGCUAAAGGAGGGGAUAAUUAGCUUGGCAUUGCAUCUGCCAGUGCGCAUGUAGGCAGGCAGACAGAGGGGCAUGCUUCACCGUACCAAAUACAACCGCUUCAGGAAUGAGUCUGUGACGUCCGUCGAUGAUCUUCUCCACAACCUCUCCAUGAACCCCAAGGUUUCGGCGAGCCCUGCACCCCCAGCCGAGCCCCCUUAUGCCCCACCGGCCGAAGCGCUCCACACAGACCCGGAGGAUGGCGGUAACACCCUCAGCACCCUCAUCAAUAAGGUCUCUAACCUGAAGUUCGCCAACACAGGCGGCCUGAUGGGCAUCAAAAGCCUCCCCUCGGCGGUGAAGGACCUGGCUGUGUCCAAGCUCCAAGGGGGCAGCGGAUCUGGGGCCCCAAGCCCCACCAGCGUGGCAACAGCCAGCGGUUCUCCUUGUGCCCAGCAGUUGGACGCAGGUAGCAUGAGCACAGGGAAGAAGAGCAGGCUGGAGGAGACACACCUGGGAGUGGAGGACUGGAAUCCUGGCAGCAGUGUUGUGAAUAAGCCUUCCAGAGGAUGGCUGCACUCCAGCGAAAAGAUCUCUGGACCCGGCGUGACGUACAUCGUAAAGUAUUUGGGAUGCAUAGAGGUCCUUCGCUCAAUGAGAUCCCUAGACUUCAAUACAAGAUCUCAAAUAACAAGGGAAGCCAUAAGUAUGGUGUGUGAGGCUGUCCCAGGUACCAAAGGAGUGUUUCGUAAGAGGAAGCCCCCCGCAAAAGCUCUCUCCAGCAUUCUAGGAAAGAGCAACCUUCAAUUUGCAGGAAUGAGCAUCAACUUGAACAUCUCCACCAGCAGUCUAAACCUUAUGACACCAGAUUCCAAGCAGAUAAUAGCAAAUCAUCACAUGCAGUCCAUUUCCUUUGCGUCUGGUGGAGAUCCGGACACUACUGAUUAUGUUGCAUACGUAGCUAAAGAUCCUGUCAACCGCAGAGCAUGUCAUAUACUGGAGUGCCCUGAUGGCCUGGCCCAGAGUGUGAUCAGCACCAUUGGCCAGGCUUUUGACCUUCGCUUCCAGCAGUACUUGCAGUGUCCGUCCAGCAAACUUCCUAUGUCCCACGAAAGAGUGCUGAGUGUGGACGAGUCUCCAUGGACAGAGGAAGAGGAGGAAACAACUGAGCAUCCGUACUACAACAAUAUACCAGGGAAGAUGCCACCACCAGGGGGCUUCAUUGACACAAGGCUGAAGAACCAAAUGUCAGGCCCAAAUGAGAGCCAUCAGUCAAGCCCAGUGGCUGGACAAGACCAAACGUACUACCAAGGAAGGCACUGUGCGGAGAGCUGGGGAGAAGAGCGGAGACCUGUUCCGGGAAGACAGGACUCAAGUGACAUAUACAGUCUACCUGAAGGAAAGAAUCCAUUGCCAAAAUCGACAGGAACCCCUACCUAUGUGAACACCCAGCACAUCGAUGUGCGGGUUCUGACUGCAUUGCAGGUGGAGGCUGACACUGUGACAGAUAAGCCUGCAGUGGUGGCCAAAGACAGUCCUAGGAAGGAUAUAUUUGAUAUGAAGCCCUUUGAAGAUGCUAUUAUGACUCAGCCUCAAGUCCCAGCUCUGAGCAAAAUGGCCUCAGUGGACAAUUCCAGUCCCCUCUUGGUCCGCGCCGCUGCCUUCAAGGCCCAUGAGGAACUGGAGGGGCAACCAUGGUACCACCGAGAGAUGAGCCGCAAGGAGGCCGAGAAGCUGCUGCAAGAAGACGGGGACUUCCUUGUGAGGAAGAGCACCACCAACCCGGGCUCUUAUGUCUUGACAGGCAUGCAUAAUGGGAUGGCCAAGCAUCUGCUGCUAGUGGAUCCUGAGGGCACGGUACGGACAAAAGAUCACAUAUUUGACAGCAUCACUCAUCUAAUUACCCAUCACCGUGAGAACAGCUUGCCCAUAGUGUCUGCUGGAAGUGAACUCUGUCUCAAACAGCCUGUAGCCAGGAAAUAGUGACCAGUCAGUGUAGACCAUGUUGGA
Scleropages formosus (Asian bonytongue) is the source of this 2677-nucleotide messenger RNA. RefSeq names its product SHC (Src homology 2 domain containing) transforming protein 3 (gene shc3). The coding region runs from base 761 to 2650 and encodes 629 amino acids. The record is from RefSeq and is a predicted model, not a curated record. Gene Ontology annotation, biological process: intracellular signal transduction; cell surface receptor protein tyrosine kinase signaling pathway. NCBI's taxonomy places the organism in Eukaryota, Metazoa, Chordata, Actinopteri, Osteoglossiformes, Osteoglossidae. Gene Ontology annotation, molecular function: receptor tyrosine kinase binding. The transcript has 12 exons. Gene Ontology annotation, cellular component: plasma membrane.